Kickxella alabastrina is the source of this 3639-nucleotide messenger RNA. RefSeq lists its product as uncharacterized. Gene Ontology annotation, molecular function: GTPase activator activity; myosin II binding; syntaxin binding. Gene Ontology annotation, cellular component: plasma membrane; cytoplasm. Lineage: Eukaryota; Fungi; Kickxellomycota; Kickxellomycetes; Kickxellales; Kickxellaceae. The record is from RefSeq and is a predicted model, not a curated record. Gene Ontology annotation, biological process: regulation of protein secretion; regulation of exocytosis. The transcript is spliced from 2 exons. Bases 1 to 3639 code for a protein of 1212 amino acids.
AUGAAUAAUCAUUUGGAUAUCGACGCUGCUGGGAUACCACCGCUCGCACUUGUCGAGGACCCACUGAUCGACCCGACUCUGGACGCCACGGCAAUUGCAUUCGAUCCCGUCCAGGGAAUCAUGGCCAUUGGAUACGCGACGGGCCAAAUUAGCCUCCACAUGUCUAAGCGCUCCAGCAUCAAACACGCUGUCAGCAUUGGCGCUAUCACGCACUUGCAGUUUGUCCCAGCGCAGGCAACAUUAGCCGCCAUUGACGAGCAGGGCGUCCUGCGCAUCUUCGACACGCACACCAUGCGGAGCUGCUUUGAGUACAGUGUCCCCCAUAUGCCGACAUGCAUGGCGCUAAUUCCGGGCACAGCGUGGCUGCUGGUUGGAACAUACUCCGGCCGGCUGUACUUUGUGGAUGCCGUGGGCGGGCGCAAAUCAGACUUUUCGAUCGGCUGUCGCACAAAACACAAAUCGCCCGUGGUAUCGGUUGAGCCGCACCCUGUCGAGACUGAAAAGAUACUCAUUACUUAUGCCAGCGGCGUUUGUGUUAUUUGCGACUUGGGGCGGGGGCCAUCGGCCGAGUCCGAAAAGGACAUUGUGCUCAGCAGCUACGUAUUCGAACACCAUCCGAAGGGGCUAGGGCACGACAUUCAGCUGGCCGGCGCUGGGUGGUCGCCAGAGGGCGACAUGUUUGCCACUACCUAUAGUAACGGCGUGUUCUGCGUGUUCACUACGCAGUCUGGAUUUGGAGUGGCACCAAUUGUCGCUCGCACCAUUGCCUACGCAGAUGUUUUGCCGAGCGGGAGCGACGCGCACGUUGGGAUUGAGGACCUGGAUUACAACACACAUUAUCUCAAACACGUGCGGUGGUGCACACAUGCGCACCUGGACCGUUCUUUUCUGGUUGUCACUUCUGGGCCCUCUGUCAUCGACCAGCGGCAUGUUUAUGUGUUUAGCACGCUUAAGACCUCUGGCGGCCGCGGCGCAAAAAUCAAAUCAAGCAGCGACAUUUCCAUGAUCGAGCGGUUUGACUUAAAGACAUCAAUGAGCGCACUGUGCCCAAUUCCAGCGCAAUCACCGUGGCGCAAUGGCAAUGAGGACAUUCGUGGGCUGGCUGUUCUAGUGGGAUUUCCGGCCGCCGUGCAAGCGCUGGAACUGGCGCCAGACCUGCAGCUGCGCAUAACUUCUAGACUGCCCGGCGACAUGAAGUGGUGCCAGAAUCCUGCGGUGUCUGUUGUAUGCGAGGCUAGGGGCCAGCUUGACUCCAAGAUCCACCGCAUGCUGUCAAGCACGCUUGUACACGCUUCGCAAUUGCUGCUAGAGCCGGUGCGCACAGUUUCAGAGGAUCCAAGCUCCGAGAAUGCGGUUGACAGAUCCAGCUCCAAAAUAUCCCAAGCAAUGUGCACUGCAGACAGCAUGGGAAUGCUGUCACUCUGGUGUAUCCGAGACGGUACACUCGUGCGCUGCGACGGCGUCGGCGCCGACGUGGCCUUUGUCUCGCGGCUUUUGGGUAUUGAGGGUCAGGUUGCGGCCAUCGAUUGGUAUGCGAGCAGCGGGCUUGUGGUCGUUGCCAUGGAUGGCGGCGAGACACUAUUCUACGUUCUGACCGGAGAUCCUGGUCUUUUGUUGGCACACAGGUACACACCGAACGCCGAGAUUUGCGAGCAGGCCGCCGCAUAUUACUCACAGCCGCUCGUUUCACCUCAUUGGGGUUCUAAGCAGGGCAAAUCCGAUGGUGGCGAUGGUGGCACUGAGGAUACUGGCGCAAGCGCGGUGAGCCGCCCGAUUCAUGGUGACCCGCAGCAAUACCACAUGGAUGCACAUGCCGCUCCGCUGAUGCACACAAAUAUGCACAUCCGCCCCCGCCCGGCAUCAAUAGGUGAGGGCAGCUUUUUUAGGCGCAACUCCAAGCGGCUGUCGACGUCUAUCGGGUCGGUAUUUAGGCGGAGCUCGGCACACGAUACCUUGGCGAAUUCAGCACAUACAGCGUCACACGGCACCAAUGACAGCAUGCUGCGAGCAGGGCUGCGCAAGCUGCGCUCAUCCGUAUCGGAAAAUGGUCCCAAUGACAUUGGACGGCGCUACCCAAUUGACGCCGAUGCGUGGAAGCAGUGUCAACGAGUGACUAGCGCUGAGAUGGACCGCAUGGUCUACGGUCUUCAUUUCAGCGCAACUGAGAUCAAGCGUGUAGCGUUUGGCCGGCCAAGUCACUUGGAUCCCAAGCAUACCCACCAUCGUUCGAGAAAGGACUCGGGGACGCAGUCACUCAACAACACUGAUGUUUCCAAUGUUCCCGGGGAGCAGCAGGUGCAGCAAAAAAACGAGUACCCGUCCUGUGUCUUACUGCCAUUUAUGAUGGCUCGCUUCUACCACAGGGGCAUUGUCGACGUUGUUGUCAGCCAGGACGGCAUUGCGGGAAUCGCUUACAAGGGCGGCACAGUCGUAGUUGUCGACUGCGUUAAGCAGACAGUGCUGCUGACCGACAAUGUCAACCAGAGCCCUGAUCCCUCGCACACUGUUGCCGACGUCUUUUCUGCAUCUGGAACAAAGGGCCAACACGCGCAUUUGCAUGAGACACACCAGGAAAUUACAACCAUGAACAUCUCAUUUGCGAUGCUGCCGUCUGGCUCUGAAUCAGAUGCACAUGUUGAUUUUGCAGCCGGCGAGUACCUAUUUGUCGGUACCUCGCUGGGCCAGGUGCUGCAGUAUUCGAUUGGCAAUGUUUCGGCACCUCCUAUUGUUGCAGCCAAGCUGGAACUUUGCGAUCCUGUUAUAUACGUGUCAAUGGUUAUUGGUGGCCACGAGCCGCAGUCACACCAACUACUGAUUGCCGCAUCACCCUCAUCGAUUGCCGUUUAUGCAGGCUCAAACUCGACACCCACGGCUACAUAUGACGCUCGAAAAGAACACUCCCGCGCCUCGUUGGUUGCUGCGCGCGCAGUAAAACUAGAAUCAGGAUGGGAAGGCGUGGCUGCCAUCAAUAAUAGGGCAAUGGUUGUUCUGCUGACACUUCCCAGCCUUGGCGUAGCCAAAGAGAUGCCACUUUCUGGCGCGCGGGGCCUAAUCAAGUCGGCAUUGGACGUGCAGAUUAGCGAAAGCGGGCAUAUUCUGCUGACGAGUCCCAACGGAUCGCUGUUGCAAGCGAGAAUCACCGACUGUCCAAGCAGUUCAGAAAUUGAGGCAGGUUCUGGCUCUGGAAAAGGAAUGAAGUCAGCAUUUUUUGACUCUGACUUGCACCCGCCACCGCAGCCAGCACGCAAGGGCAUCACGUCGUGGCUGCUUGGCAAGUCGUCCAACGCGGCGCCAGAUAUAGAUUUGUUCCUCAGCGCACAUUACCGCAACCUGCUGAUAAACGGUGGGAUUAAACCCAGCGGCGGCGUACCUCCCAAGCAGCCACGCAAUGAGCCACGCUCAGAGAGGCGCGAGUCUUCUAGCGGAAGACAGAGCACUGUUCGCGAUAAGAUUGGCACAGUCGACACAGACGAUUUCUCUGGCAUGAGGACCAUGGCCGAGCGGCGUGGCCAGCAGCUGGACGAUCUCAACGAGUCAUUGCAGCGCACAACUUUAGAAUCACAGAGCUUUCUCAACGAUAUCAAGGCGUACAACGCCAAGCAAGAAAAGAAAAGCAAGAGAAUGUUUGGCCUGCUCUAA